CUGCGGGGUGUGAGCACCAAAGGGCAGGGAUUUUGCUGAAAUGAAAGUGGAAGCAAAGUGCCUUCCUGCACAGCCUUCGGAGCUGCUGAAACUGCAGGAGACAAAAUCUCCUCAGAGGGUACAAGCCAGAGUUUACUGUGGUGGACUCUGGCACUAGUAUCCAGCCCUGAAGCCUGGCCUCUUGCCAAAUGGACUCCAUGAAAGUGACCUCCGAUGUUACACUCCUCGCCCUUCAGAAGGAGCAGGACAGACUAAAGAUGAGGCUGCAGCAGCUGCAGGAACUGAGGAGGGAGCUUAGGAACUCUAAAGACAAGGUCCCAUUCCCAAUGCCCGAGGUGCCCCUGGUAUUCCGAGGACGCACUCAGCAGGGCAGGGGAGCACCCAAGUCUUUGGUUUCUGACCUGCGGAUCUGCUGCCCUCUGCCUGGAGGCUCUGCUCUGGUCAUCUUUGAUGACCCCAAAGUGGCUGAGCAGGUGGUGCAACAAAAGGAGCAUAAGAUCGACAUGGAGGCGUGCCGGCUGCGGGUGCAGGUUCAGCCCUUGGAGUUGCCUGUGGUGACCACCAUCCAGGUGACCAGCCAGAAGAGUGACCAGAGGGUAUUGGUCAGUGGGUUUCCUGCUGGACUCAAACUGAGUGAGGAGGAGCUGCUGGACAAACUGGAGAUCUUCUUUGGCAAGACCAAAAAUGGGGGUGGUGACGUGGAGGUUCGGGAACUGCUACAAGGGAGUGUCAUGCUGGGCUUUGCUAAGGAAGGAGUGGCCCAGCGCCUGUGCCAGGUUGGCCAGUUCAGAGUGCCGCUGGGAGGGCAGCAGGUCCCUCUGAAAGUCUCUCCCUACGUGAGUGGGGAGAUCCAGAAGGCUGAGAUCAGGUUCCAGCCAGUGCCCCGCUCCGUGCUGGUGCUCAACAUCCCCGAUGUCCUGGACGGUCCAGAGCUGCACGACGUCCUGGAGAUUCACUUCCAGAAGCCCACCCGUGGGGGUGGGGAGGUGGAGGCCCUGGCGGUCGUGCCCCCAGGACAGCGGGGCCUGGCGGUCUUCACCUCUAUGUCUGGCUAGGGGAACUGCCCUUGUUACCACCCCACCCUCUGCCAAGUUUCCUGAACUGGGCUGGGGUUGGGUAUAAGAGAUCUUUACGCUUCCCCACAGCGGGUACAGAUUCCAGAUUGUGAAACAGCACCAGGAACAGUAAAAGUGCCUGGCUGGCGCGAUGUUCUUCCUCA
This is a messenger RNA of Tupaia belangeri chinensis (Chinese tree shrew), 1219 nucleotides long. It is a transcript of the gene IFI35, whose product is annotated as interferon induced protein 35. The record is from RefSeq and is a predicted model, not a curated record. NCBI's taxonomy places the organism in Eukaryota, Metazoa, Chordata, Mammalia, Scandentia, Tupaiidae. The transcript is spliced from 7 exons. Gene Ontology annotation, cellular component: nucleus. The coding region runs from base 189 to 1055 and encodes 288 amino acids.